AAUUCUUUUCACUGAACCUCUCGAAACCUUGAUAGUCGCCGUUUUCCUUCUUCGUCACCGCCCAUCAUCGCCGCUUGUGACCGAUGAGCAGCUAGGUUUCUUCUAUCGGCAUCACUUUUUAUUCAAUUGACUCAAAGGAUAUGGCUGCUUCAAUCUCAAGAAGAAUUUUUCGCAGUUUUGGAUCAUUGGCAGCUUUUGGACGCAGCGGUUCACCGAAUUUGUCUGCGAAUGCAUCUGGAUAUGGUUUAUGCUCUCUUCCUAAUGAUCUGAAGUAUGGAAUGGGUUUACUUUCCAACCGAAAGCUCUCCACUUCUAUUUUGACUCCUGAUUCAAGUGAUGAUUCAUUUCCUUGUGGUUUACUUACCAAAAAGACGGUGAUUACACCAGACCGAACCAUAGGACAAUAUCAAGACUUGGUCAUUCCGGUGACAAAUUUUCAGAAUGAAGACAAGGGUUUCAUGGUUUUAGCAGGUGAUGUCUUUGAUGUUCCAAUAAGGAAAGAUAUCAUUCACAAUGUUGUGAAAUGGCAGCUUGCGAAACGCCAGCAGGGAACUCAUUCGACCAAAACAAUAUCUGAGGUAAGUGGAACUGGUAGAAAGCCCUGGAAUCAGAAGGGUACGGGUCGAGCUAGACACGGUACACUGCGUAGCAACCAGUUCCGAGGUGGUUGUAUAAUGCAUGGGCCCAAACCGAGAAGCCAUGCGAUAAAGAUGAAUAAGCAGGUUCGACGCCUUGGACUGAAGAUAGCACUGACAGCUCGAGCCGCAGAAGGAAAACUCAUCGUGUUUGAUGAUAUGGUAUUGCCAACACAUAAAACGAAGAACAUUGUGAACUAUUACAAUCAAAUGGAGAACACAAAGAAAGUACUCGUUGUAGAAGGUGGUCCUAUCGAUGAAAAGCUAAAGCUAGCAACCCAAAAUCUCCACUAUGUCAACAUAAUUCCAUCAAUAGGGCUUAACGUCUACAGCAUUUUGCUCCACGAUACGCUUGUCAUGUCCCGUGAUGCUGUGAAUAAGAUCGUUGAGCGUAUGCACACUCCUAUUAACCGUUAAAGUGAUGUCUUAAAACGGCAUUCUCAGUAAGAAAACUAGAGAUCACAAGGAAGACAGUUCCAAAAACAUUCAACAUGUAGUUUCUGUACCGGCAAUGACUAGCCGGUUCAUUGUUAGCUUUUGGGUCUGGAAUGUUACAAGAUUGAGUUUUUAGAUGA
This is a messenger RNA of Eutrema salsugineum, 1210 nucleotides long. Its product is annotated as 50S ribosomal protein L4. Gene Ontology annotation, cellular component: ribosome. The transcript is spliced from 9 exons. Gene Ontology annotation, biological process: translation. The coding region runs from base 141 to 1052 and encodes 303 amino acids. Gene Ontology annotation, molecular function: structural constituent of ribosome. NCBI's taxonomy places the organism in Eukaryota, Viridiplantae, Streptophyta, Magnoliopsida, Brassicales, Brassicaceae. The record is from RefSeq and is a predicted model, not a curated record.